UGAUUGUGUGUUGUCUCCGCUGACGGCUCAUUACGGGGGUGUGUGUGAUGAUGAUGAUGAUGGAGAGGAGGAGCGUGAGGAGCCGGACUCCUGCAGCUGUGGAUCAGACCUCAGUCAUGGAGAGCGUCUUUGGAGGACUGACCGCCGCUGUCUUCCUCAACACCUGGACACAGCUGAGCCGAGAUGACGGACUCAUGGAGCGCAGGAGACUGGAAGACUUCUUACGCUGCUUGAUGAAGACGCUGAAGACCCGUGGCGUGUCGGAGCAGCAGCUGCAUGCUCUCAGAGACACUCUCGGGGUCCGCUGUGACCCCACCGGAGACGGACGGCUGCAGAUGGAGAAGGUGGCGGCUGAGCUUCUGCCCGAGCAGGAGAACUUCCUGUUGCUGUUCCGCCAGGAGACGCCGCUGGACAACAGUGUGGAGUUCAUGAGGAUCUGGCGCUGCUAUGACACCGACAGCAGCGGAUACAUCUCUGCCGCUGAGCUGAAGAGUUUCCUGCGGGAUCUUUUCCAUCAGCACAACAAACAGAUCACUACAAGCAAACUGGAGGAGUACACUGAUACCAUGAUGAAGAUGUUUGACAAGAACCAGGACGGCCGUCUGGAUCUGAAUGAUUUGGCGAGGAUCCUGGCGUUGAAGGAGAACUUCCUGCUGAAGUUUGAGAUGGAGGCCUGUAGUCACGAGGACCGCCGGAGAGACUUCGAGAAGAUCUUCACUCACUAUGACGUGAGUAACACUGGUGCUCUGGAGGGUGCGGAGGUCGAUGGUUUCGUCAAAGACAUGAUGGAGCUGGUGAAGCCCAGUCUCUGCGGCUCAGAUCUGGACAAGUUCAAGCAGGUUCUUCUGGGUCACUGUGACAUCAACAGAGACGGAAAGAUCCAGAAGAACGAGCUGGCGCUGUGUCUGGGGCUCAAGCUCAGUCCCUGAUGUGUGUGUGUG
Puntigrus tetrazona (Sumatra barb) is the source of this 941-nucleotide messenger RNA. Its product is annotated as secretagogin-like. Gene Ontology annotation, biological process: regulation of presynaptic cytosolic calcium ion concentration; regulation of long-term synaptic potentiation. Gene Ontology annotation, molecular function: calcium ion binding. Gene Ontology annotation, cellular component: dendrite; cytosol; nucleus. Lineage: Eukaryota; Metazoa; Chordata; Actinopteri; Cypriniformes; Cyprinidae. The record is from RefSeq and is a predicted model, not a curated record. The transcript is spliced from 11 exons. Bases 48 to 929 code for a protein of 293 amino acids.